UGGCGGGGGAGGUGCAUCCUGGGAAGGAGCAGCCCGACAUGGCUCUCCGCCCGCCCGCCGCCCGCCGCUGAGCGGGAGGGGAGCGGAGCGGAGAGAAGCGGGGCGGGGGGGGCCGGGCCGCGGCGGCCGGGCCCGCAUGAGGCGGGGGGGGGCCGCUCGCAGCCGCCCCGCUCGCUCCCCGCCGCCGCCGCCGCCCUGCGCGCAGGGCCCCAGCGGAGCCCCCCCCCCCGGUCCUCCUCCUCCUCCUCCUCCUCCUCCUCCUCCUGCUGCUGCUAUCGCGGCCCCGCGCCCUGCCCCGCUGAUGGACAGGAACUACGCGCCGACCCCCGGCUUCGCCGAGCCGCUGGCCCCCGCCGCCGCGCAGCCCAGCGCCGCCUGGGCCUACGAGCGGGGCGCCGGCAGCCUCAAGCCCAGCUUAAGCUAUGGAGGAGGACAUCCAUCACAUUCAGAAACAGAUCUUCUUCACAGACAGACAUACACAGCUUCUCAUCAGCUUCCUGGAUACUCUACUACACACCAUCCUACUGGUCUGUCAGGAAUAUUUGAUACCAGUAUGCACACCUCUGGAAGUAACACUAAGGAAACUUCAGUUAUGAAUUUUCUCUCUGCGAUCGAGUCUCGUACCGCUCAGGCAGUCUCUUCAGGAUCUACCCUUUUGCCACAAUUCAGGGCUCCUUCCUGGCAGACAGGUAUGCAUUCCUCAACAGCCACAGAACUAUUCGUUACUGGAGCACUGCCAACCUCUGGAACGUUUCCACCAACAUCUGCUUUAUCAGCAUAUCAGCAUCCCAACACUUUCAGCAGUAGAAACUUUGCUACUACCCCUUCUCUUACUCUUCAAGAUACUACUUUCAGUGCUACAUCGAAUGGCCUCUUAACUACUCAUGAUCCUCUAUUACAGAUUAAAACGUCACAAGGCACUGUUCCAACUGCUUUGACAUUUGAGCGCCUGGGCAGUUCUGUGUUAAGUACCAGUAUACCACCUCAGUCGUCAACGUAUCGUUCUGCUCAAGAAUCUGCACCCCAUCUUUUGCAACCUCAGUUUAGUUUGUUGCCUUCAACCAUUGGAGGAACUCAGCAGGUUUCUCAGGCGUAUAGCACAUCUGUCUUUACCGGUUCCACUGCUUCUAUUGAUAGAGCACUUCAGCGAGAAUGUAGUGUUAUUAAACACCAUCAGCGGCCUUCAAGUACUCAGUCUGUUCAGGCUCAACUGACUGUUUCACAGCAUUCCUUACACAGCUAUUUAACAAGUACAAGUGGAGUUAAUUUUCAGGAUACAUCUAGGCACUCAGCAUUAUCCUGCAGUCCAGUUGGAGAUGUUACUCAGGUGAGCAAUGGAGGACCACAGCAGAAGACUUCUCAAGUCACGGUGGAACUUGCUCAGUCUUACACAUCUGCAAUUCCAUCACUUGGUUUUCCGCCUGCUUCCACAGCAAAAGUGAAAAACUGUUCCACGAAGCAGCCUCCAAGGUCAACGAAGACCCCCAAACCUCAAAGUGUAGCUCCCACUGUGCAGACGCAAAGCUAUGCCAAAACUGCACAGAACCAGAGUUCUGUCAUUACAGGCCAAGCACAGAUCUAUUCUACAGCACAGCUCCCAAGUCUCCUGUCAGUCAGCCAGUCCCAAAAUUACGUUUCUUCCCAGUCUCAGAAUGUGUCACCCGUCAGUCACUCACAGGAUUUCUCAUCUAGCAAGAUCGAGAAGCUGCCCUCCUUGUACAAAACGUUGACUUUCUCUGGGCAAUCGCAAACCAUUACUUCUGAUAGUCAAACUCUAAGUUACUCCUCAAACGAACAAGUAUUGACGUCAGUUCCAAAUGAGAACUACUCUGGGCAAACAAGGGAACUUUCUUCGGUCAGCCAGUCUCAGAGCUACUCUUCUAGUCACUCUCAGGGUUUAUCUCCAGUUAGCCAAUCCCAAGUUAGCUUUUCAUCUCAAUCACAAGUUUUAUCAGCUGUUAGUCCUUCAGAAAGCUAUUCUUCAGGGCAGUCUUUAACGUUAACAUCGCCUUCUCUUCCUUUUUCCGCGUCUCCUCGGAUACAGACUCUUCCGGGCUCAAGUCCUAAUCAGAGCUAUAUUUCUUUACAUUCUUCUCAGAACUCUCAGUCACAGGAAUCCUCCCCGCCACAGUCUCAGAAAUUUUUGCCAUCUGUGCAGUCUCCUCCUUUCGCAUCCCCAGCUCAUUCACAGACGCUGCAGAACAACAGGCCUUCCUCAGAAACAAAGUCAUACGUAAAAAGGAAAUCUGACUCUAACUUGUAUGCUUCGUCAAAACAAGAGGAAGAGUUGUCAAUGCAGGAUAUGCAGGCAUUGCAACAGCAGGCUUCUCUUGAAUCCUCCACCCAAAGGCUAACUGAUGAUGAAAUCAAUGCUCAGGACGGAUCCUAUAGGGUCUCAAAAGCAGAUGACAGAUACUCUCAAAGCGUAAUCAGAAGUAACUCUCGUCUUGAAGAUCAAGUUGUUGGACUUGCUCUUCAAGGAGCAAAAAAAGAUGAAAGAAUGGUUAAUACCGUGGAACAGCUUUCCCAGCACAUUGGCCAUAUCACGAGCCUAAGCCAUGACAUGAAAAAAACAGCGAACUUAAUGCAAACAACACAAGUAAACGUGAGUCCUAAAGAACUAAACCAGCAACAUUCUCUUAUGCAUAAGGUACAUGAAAAUAAAGGUCAUGAACAGCAAGGCCAAGUCAUUAGCACGCCACCACAGGUUCAACCUCAUGCUUUAAGGCACGGUCAUCAGCUGUGCUUGCCCAGUGCACAGGUACUUCUGGAGUCGACCUGUGACUUGCAGAUUCUUCAUCAGUCAAUACUGCAGUCAGGUUUAGGACAAGCAAAGGCAUCACCACAAGUGCAAAGAAUACAGAGUCCUCAGCAGGUGACGCAUCCAUUCCUUCAGAUGGAUGGCCAUAUUAUUCAAAGUAAUGGAGGUCAUUCUCAGCAGCAGCUUCACACUCAGAACUCAGAAGUAAUGAAAAUGGACAUUUCUGAGCCCUCAAAACCACUACAGCAACAUUUGACAACAAAAGAUCAUUUUACCCAGACAAAUCAACACGAUUCAAAAAAUCAGUUUGUUUCUCUUAGUUCGAUAUGUUUCCCAGAAUCUAUGCUUCUCAGUGACGAGAGGAAUAUAUUAUCCAAUGUAGAUGAUAUCUUAGCAGCAACCGCGGCAGCCUGUGGAGUGACACCAUCUGACUUUGCCAAAUCAGCAUCUAACGAAGAAGAAAUCCAGUCUGUUGAAAACAGUGAGGAGUCUAAAACGCAGUUCCGAUCAAUGGAUGUAAGACACGUGUCUUCUGCUUUCAGUGCCUCUCCAGUUGGAAAGCCAGCAAGCAUAAAUAAUAUUUCUCUGAAUGGAGGCCAAAUCACUAUAAAUCUUACACCGGUGUCAGCAAUAAAGGCAAAACCUGUGAACCUCGAUCAACAACACAUUGAAACUUCUGAUCAAAAUGUACCAAUAAGAAUGACCUCUCCUGCUCUUGGUCCUGGUCAAGAGGAUCAAGAACAAGGUGCUGUUCCGGUGAAGAAACAGUCUAGCAUUAGCCACGAAUCUGAAGAAGAUAACGAUGUUCCUGCUGAUGGUACACUAAAUGCAAGAGAGGCAGACUUUGUUUCUAGUGGUAAGAGUCUAAGUGAAGAAAGUGCUGCUUCAGAGAAUGAUUUUAAUGUAGGUGGUGGUGAUGAUGGUACAGUAGCAGGUAACCAGUCAAAGGUUAAUUCGUUGCAGCCACUGCCUGUGGCCCCAAGUGGAGAUGGACCCAUUAGUAGAACUGAAGAAGAAUGCCAAGACUUAACUCUCGGGAACCUUCAGAAGAAGAAAAGCAAAGGAAAAAGCCAAAACAAAAAUGCUGCAGAAGAUGACAGUGCAAUUCAGAAACAGAACAAAAGGAGCGGACAGUGUAAACGUCAAAAUUCGAGAGGAAAUGACUCGUGUUUGAUGUACUCUUCUCCUGUUUCUGAAAGCUGUUACGAUACUUACCAACAUCAGGAAAGAAUGAGGCAAAAAAUUAAAGAAGUUGAAGAAAAGCAACCUGAAGUCAAAACAGGAUUUAUCGCAUCUUUUUUAGACUUUCUGAAGUCUGGGCCUAGGCAACAGUUUUCAGCUCCAGCUGUACGAAUGCCAAACAGGACUAGGCGACCAGUUACCCAAAUAGUUCGCGGCCCUUGCCUACAACCCUCCACAAAGCCUCAGCCAGCAGCAGCACCUGUAGCUGCCGAGGUCAGUGCGGAAAGUCCAACCAAAAAAGUGGAUGAGGAACUCAAGAAGAAUUUGGAAACAUUGCCUUCGUUUUCUUCUGAUGAAGAUGAUUCAGUGGGGGGGAACCACGAUCUUCAGAAGAGCAUCUCCACUGCAUUGUCAGCCCUUGAUGAUACUUCUGACAGAAAGAACAAAUCAGAAGCUGAAAAAGUGGCAGUUGUUAAUGCUGCUGCCACUACUGCUGUUAUAAAGCAGGAAUCACCGCAGACGACGGCUCCUGUAGUCAGUAUGCAGGAGAAAAUGAGUUCAGCCGACCCCUUAAAAGUAGCUCAACAGGAUGCUGGGGCUUCAGACCAAUUAGCAAAAAUACAGUCAACUGUUGCAAUAGAAGGAAGUACUGAUGAGGAGAAUACGGACAGUGGAGGAGAGGGCAUGUACAGAGAACGUGACGAAUUUGUAGUGAAGAUUGAAGAUAUAGAGACACUAAAGGUUGCUUUGCAAACUGGAAAGGAGCCUCCAGCUAUUUGGAAAGUACAGAAGGCCUUAUUGCAAAAGUUUGUUCCUGAAGUGCGAGAUGGACAGAGAGAGUUUGCUGCUACUAACAGUUAUCUUGGGUAUUUUGGGGAUGCAAAAACAAAAUACAAACGAGUCUAUGUGAAGUUCAUUGAAAAUGCAAACAAGAAGGAAUAUGUCAGAGUCUGUUCAAAAAAACCACGAAGCAAGCCUGUACAGUCAGCAAGGACUAUUCAUUGCAAACCUAGUGGUAGCAACAACAAAACCCCUGAUCCACCAACACCAAAACCAACAGCAACAAAAGUCUCUUCUGUGAAACCCAAAGCUAAACAGCCAAAGGUAAAGGCUGAACCACCACCAAAGAAAAGGAAAAAGUGGAAAGAGGAGUUUUCAUCUUCCCAGUCUGAUUCUUCACCAGAAGCACAGAGCGAUGAGGAUGAGCUUGUACCUCCAGCUCCCUUUGUUACUCGCUUUUUGAACACAAGGGCUAUGAAAGAGACCUUUAAGAGCUAUAUGGAGUUGCUUGUUAGCAUUGCUUUGGAUCCAGACACAAUGCAAGCCUUGGAAAAAAGCAAUGAUGAGCUACUUUUGCCUCAUAUGAGAAAAAUUGAUGGCAUGCUGAAUGACAAUAGGAAAAGGCUGCUUUCCAAACUACGCUUGGAUCAUACUUUCAAGAAUGCUUUGGAAAACUUUCCUGAACUGACAGUCAUCACUCGGGAUUCAAAGACAAAAAGUGGAGGGACGUCAGUGUCUAAGAUCAAAAUGAAUGGUAAAGCAUACAACAAGAAAACGUUAAGGGCUUCUAAAUCAACCACUAAAUUAGCGCAGGAGUUUACGGUAGAUCCAGAAAAAAUACAGUUGUAUUCUUUGUAUCAUUCACUCCAUCAUUACAAAUAUCACAUAUAUCUGACAUGUAAAGAAGAGAUUUCUUCUGUUCAGAAGAAGAGUGCGGAUCUAGGACAAGAAGAGAUUGUGCAGCUGUGCAUGAAAAAUAUCAAAUGGGUGGAGGAUCUCUUUGAAAAGUUUGGUGAACUUUUGAAUCGUGUCCAGCAGAAAUGCUCAUAACAAAAAUGUAUUCCAAAUCUCACAUUUUUCUACGGCACUAAUCUGAUGGAACAGAAAGCUGAGAGAGAGGCUCUGAUUUCUUUUAUAAUGCCAGACUGCGUUCUUCUUCGUAGGCAUUUUUAUUUCUCUUUAUGGAACUUUGUGCCUUGGCUCUUGCUGAGGAAAAGUGAUGCUGCCAAUGAAAUCGGUCCUUUGGAGGUGGAACUAAACAUAAACCUAACCAAGUUUUUAACCUGAAGAAUUAUUUUCUAUUUUGUAAACUAUUGGAUAACUUAGUUUUAUUUUCAGAAAUGUUUUUGACAAAUGAUAAAGCAUGCACUACAUAUACUUUUUUCUUUAUUGCUAAAAAGAUAACAACACUUAAAAUACUACAGGUUUUUCCAUCUCUGACUAAGCAACAGAAAAGUCAGUGUUGGGGUGAACUAACUUUUACAUACGUCUGGCCACCAAAUUUAGUUUUGUACAUUUUGUGAACAGAGCCGGAGUGACAUCAGUUUCUGCGAACGUAUAUUGCCAUCAUAAAAUCCAGAAAUGUCAAUAUGCUUUAUGGACUCCUUUUACUAUUGUCAUGUUCAGGAGACUGAACGUGGAGUUGGUGCAAUCCUAUGACUGCUUUUUUUGUGUCAAAUUAUAUUGUAAUGAAAGACAAUGACCUUAACUAUUUUCCCUGUUUUGAAGAAAAAAAAUAUUUUCCUUUAUACUGCGGUUUUGUUUUGUUUUUGUUGUUUUGGGGAAAAAAAAUUCAAUUGUACAUUUUAUCUCACUAAUAGUUGUAUUUUUCACAGAGAAAAUAUUGUGGUUAAAAUUGUUUCAUGUAUCUUUGUAAUACACUUUCCAUUGUUUUCAGUAAAUCCUAUUCAUUUAUAUGUUGAUUUCUUAUUGUAAACUAUAUAUCUUGAGGUAACCCUUUUGUUUAUACAGGUUUGCUUCAGUGUUAACCAGAAUAAUGCAUACUAGACUAGUUUUGCUUUAAGUGUAGUUGUGUUAGACACUGCAAGUAUUUUCUGAUACGCAAAAAUAAAUUUCUUACUAAACUAGCACUUGAUUAACUGAGAGUUUAAAUGAGGAGCUAUUACACUUUAUCUUUGUCAACAAAGAUUGAUGAUUGAAUAGACUAUAUGCAGUGUUAAACACAGCUUACAUAGUUGUUUGUAGAACUGGCAGUUGCAGAGCUGUUCUCUUUUUGGUGCCUUUCAAGUCUUCAGACAUCUUGUAGCUUUUUUGUCCCUCCAGUUUGUUAACAGUUAGUAGUGCCACUAGUCACACUCAGACAAUGAAUGUAAUGGGCUCUACUCCAGGAGAACAUUUUCUCAUUUUCUUAAAAUUUGCCAACAGAAUGCCUUACUGAGUCAUUCAGAAUGGAUACUUACUCCACUGGGGUCCUAAAAUAAAAAAUAAAAACCAUGUUGUUCUUUUUCAGAAAACAUAGGGAAAAAAAUCAUUCCUUUAUCCGUUCACUGCCACUUAGUGCCUUAAUUUCAUCCAAGAAAGCAGGGUUCACUAUUCAUUGGCCAAAUGAAAUAAUGUUCAUUGCCAUGUGACUUUUUUUCCUGUUAUCUGUUUUGAUCCUAUUUAGUUGUUAAAUAUUCAUUAGACCUUAGAACUAUAAAGAGUUUAAUGAAUAGAUGUGAAAAUGCAAUGAUUUGAUCUUGAGUAAUCAAAUAGAGGUUUGAAUAGUAAAGCAUGUACAGAAUUUUAGCUGAUUAGUUUUUAGAACCUUAGAGGAUGUUUACCAUGUUUCCAAAGCUUUUCAUCUUUUAAAAGCAAUAAUUCUCCUCUACAACUUGUAUGCAGACUACAGUGAACAGAAAUCGAUACGUGCCCCUGCCUUUUUUAAAGCCUCUUCACGGUGUUUCUGCUUUAAAAAGGGAGGUCACUAUCACGUUAACAGAUGCAUUGUGCUACUGUUGUGUCUACUAUAAUCAAGGAUAGCGAUGUGGACUUUACUUAGGAAGAAUGUGCAGAAUGUUAGAGCAAUCAUAAAGCUAAUUCAUUUUUUCAGAGUAAAGAAGGGUAGGCACUGGGUUGAAGAGUUGCCAUUGUUUCAGUCAUACUGUGUUGAACCUCACAGGAGCUAAAGUUUGUGGCUAGCACAUGAAGCAAAGUUACCACCGGUAGUGAUCAGCUAAAAUCAUUUUAAUGUAAAUAUGCACAAUGGAGACGUAGUAGCAAUGUGCCUGGUGUACUAUGUAACCUAUAGUAGCAGUUCCCAAAUUUACUUAGUGUAUUUCCUUAUUGAUGGGGGUGAUUGGCAGCAGUAGUUCCUGGCUGUGUAGAUUCAAGAGAGGUAUUUCCUCUCAUGAGGAAUAUAUAUAUAUACGUGUAUAUAUAUAUUCUUCACCCAGGUGGAGUUCUGUUGUUUCCUUUCAGUGAUACACACAACACAGUUUGGGAAUUCCUAACCUGUAGCUUUAAAAAUGGUUAGGAUGCAGACUGAGGGAACAAGAGUUGGCUCCUUGAUUGUAUAGUAAUGAACCCAUCAGACUUUGUGUCUCACAUCCCUCCCUUAUACGACUGCAAAGCAACUAACCGAGAGAGGUCUUUACACUUUCUAAAUGAUUUCUCUACUGCUACUUUAUACAUCCUUUAGAAUUUUGAAUCUAGAAGUAGCUUUAGGAAGCUACUUGUUUUAAUCCAAGUCCUUAGAAACUGAAAGGAAAAAAAAAAAAAGGUUUUUGGAGUAGUUUCUCCAUAUUUAAAAGGAAGGUAAACUUUAGCAACAAGUAUCUAAAUAAAAUGGGCCAGGAUGCUCUGCACUGCCAUAGAGGGUGGCCUGGCUUAUUUUUGGCUGUUUUAUUCCCAGGACCAGUUAAACAAGCGCUGUGCCUGUAGAACAUAGGAAAAACUUUUCUUGAAUAAAAGAAACUACCCCAGACUACUAAAGAUGUGAUAGAGCUUCCAUCUUUGUCUUGAGCUACAAAGAUGGUGGCUGGAUUAUUAGUUUACCAAUUACAGUGAGUAAAAGCAUAGAACUUUCAGGUGUGUGAAGGAUCAUAAAUGAAAAUAAAGUUUUGUUAGUGGGAUUGAAAAGGCUUUUUAUACUGAAGCAAACUUAGAAAAAAAGUCAAUGUACAAGUUACUUUUUUGCACAAAUGCUUUGUUCUGUUGCAUUUUAGAUAAUUCUGCACCCACACCUCAAUCUUUUGUCUUUUUCUUGAAGCAACAGUGAGGUCCUUAUUCUUUGACAUCUGACAGUGGAAACUGAGCACUCGUGACUGCAAGAGAAGAUGCACUAGGAAGGAAUAAAACCCUCUUUAGACUAUGAAUUAGCAAAAGAGAAAUUUAUUAAACUAAUCGUGUGAUGAACUAUGUUUUUUUUUUUUUUAAUUCCACUGUCAUUUCCUUUAGUAUGGCAUCCCUGUUUACAUUGGGUUUGUUUUUAUUGACAUAACAGUAUUUCUCUUAAAGGCAGAUUUUCUUUGAGAUGCUACUUCCAAAGUCUUGUUUGCAAAACAUCUGAGACAAAAUUGGACUGAAAAACUUUCUGAAAAUGGCUAAGGACUUUAGGGUCUUCUAUGACCUGUAAUGUAUUCAUAUAUUGUCUAAAUGAAAUACUACUUUUUAAAAAGGCAAAUCUUACAGGCUGUCUUCCAAGUAAAUGAUGUCCAUAGGGGAAAUAUAUUUUAAAUAUUAUUUAAAUAUUUACUACUAUUUAAAACAAUUUUAAAACAGAAAAGCUAAAACUAUGGUCGCAAAAUGUCAAUGUGUCAUCAGUCAUUUCUUUUUCUUUGCCAACACGUGACAUUUGGUCUCUUACUCUGUUACAUGCCUGUGCAUCACAGUGUGCACGUUCUGCCAUAUCUUAUUGUUUAAGCUAAUAUUAACAUGUCAUUGUUAACAAAUGCAUGUUUUCUGCAUAUCUUCUCUACAUAUGGCAAAAAAAGAGGCUAGGGCUAUAUAAGAGACACUUUAUGCGUUCUUAGUCCAGAUUUUCAGGUGGUCCGUAAUACAAUGUAUGGAAAUGUGAAAAAGGACACAGUUUUGUACCAUUCAUGAUGUUAUUAACUAAACCCAUUAAAGUGAAAACACUUUUAAACAAAAAA
Molecule: messenger RNA, 9816 nt
Organism: Anas platyrhynchos (mallard)
Lineage: Eukaryota; Metazoa; Chordata; Aves; Anseriformes; Anatidae
Gene: QSER1
Product: glutamine and serine rich 1
Source: RefSeq, a predicted model, not a curated record